This is a messenger RNA of Daktulosphaira vitifoliae (grape phylloxera), 1491 nucleotides long. RefSeq lists its product as uncharacterized. The record is from RefSeq and is a predicted model, not a curated record. NCBI's taxonomy places the organism in Eukaryota, Metazoa, Arthropoda, Insecta, Hemiptera, Phylloxeridae. The coding region runs from base 162 to 1085 and encodes 307 amino acids. The transcript is spliced from 9 exons.
GGUCGCGGACACUAGCGAAACAGUCACGUGUGUACUGUACCUCGAAAGAUGCGGUGAUGUUCCGUUCAACUGCUUCGAAUAACAUGUGAGCAAAUAUGCUGUCGCUGUGCCAAUUAAACCGCCGAACCUUUGUUUUGUAACCGAGAAUUUAAAAAUAUCAAAUGAAAUAUUGGUCAAAAAAGCAUAAUCACCUGCUAUACAUUGUAAUGGCUAUUCUCCAAUCCUGCUGUUGUUUUCAGUCACUAAGAACUGGAUGUUAUGCCAGUGCCAUUUAUGCCAUGGUUUAUUUUAGUCUCAACACUGGUAUUAUAGGAUUUUUUUUACACAUCGAAAGACCUUACUGGACUGGUAAUGGUACUGCACCUCAAAGUAAAAGUUUUUUAGAACCAGAAAUAAUUUCUGAAAUAACUGUAAUUUUUCACAUAGUUGUUUUGUUUUGCGGAGGUUUCGGCUUAUUGACUUGUAUAAUAUUGUUGCUGGGCAUAUACUUUGACAUCAAAGUUUUAUUUUUACCUUGGAUUUUUGCUAUGAUCACAGCGACUGCAAUGGACAUCGCGUAUUCUGUUUAUUUGUUCAGAUUGGAUACAGUCGAGUUCACUCCACUUACUGCAAUUUUAUACACGACUGACUUUUUCCUAUUAACAUUAAACGUACACUCCGUUCUCUGUGUGAUAUCACAAUUUCAAGAACUAACGGCUGGAAGGGGUACUGCAAAUUUCGAACAAACCCUGAAGAUAUCGUCAGUGCGGUACACCUGUCAGCCGACGGCUACAAGUUGUCUUAGUUCUAAACGGCCGAUUACAAUGCCAUCUCCAACACAAAGCCCUACAAAAACAACGGGCACGGUAAUUGGUUCAUCAAGUAUUGGUUCACGUAGGGGAUCUAAAAAACACGUACAGUUUCCUGACCUAGAUGCCACUAAUUUAAAAUCUAGUGACUUAUUGCACGCUAAUUGGAAACAGGGCGUGUCAACCCCAUCAGACAUAUCUAAUACAACAGGUAACCACAUGUCAACAAAAUGUAACAUUUUUAUACUUUUUCAGAUUCAUCAAAUCCAGUCAAUAACAACCGAACAUAUGAUUUGAAUGUAGAAGCUCUGAUAAUUACCCAAAACUAUCCAAAACCAUUUGUCACUCAUUUAUAAUGUGUACAUUUCAAUACUUUUUAUGAAUGCGCCCUUUGUAUAAUAUCUUAAUGAGGCAUAGAUACAUUGUUUAAACUUGUAUAUUGAUGUACACCUAGUGAUAACUUGUUUGAAAACUAUUAACAAGUUUCGCUUCAGCGCGUAGGAGGUAUAUUAUGUAAAAGUAAGACAUUUAUGAAAUAGUUAUAUAUUUAAUUAAAAAAAUAUUCUUACUUUUAAUAAUAUUUACUGUACAUUUAUAUUUUACAAAUAAAUUUUGUUGUACAUAUUAUUUUUAUGACUUUUGUUUUAUUAUGAUUAGAUGUAUAACCAGGAUAUAAUUUGGGACACCCGAAAUAAAGAUUCUU